UAAGCAGCUUGGUGGCAAAAUAAUGACUUCUCAAGAAACGUUAACCUAUAGAGAACUAUUUAAGUACAUGGAUGGAUUUCUGAUAUCAAAGGCCUUAUUUACAGCUUGUGAACUCGGUGUGUUUGACCUUUUACAAGAGAUGAAUGCCCCACUGUCAGCCAAUGAAAUUUCACAGAAGCUGAACACCAGUCGACAUGGAAUUCAGAGAUUACUGAAUAUAUUUGAAUCAAUGCAACUAUUAAUGUCUGAGAAGAAAAAUGACACAGUGUGUUAUCAGAUAUCUCAGAUGGCGAAGAAGUUCUUGACAAAAAACAGCAAAGAAAACAUAGUUCCAUGGAUAAAGUUCUACGCACAAACCGUGUAUGCCUGUGCCCAUUACUCUGUGCCUGCAGUGAGAGAAGGAAAGCAACAGACUGGAAAAAUAUUUGGAGAGUUGAACAGUGAAUUUUUUGACGCUAUGUACAGUUCUACAGAACAGACUACCCUAUACCUGGAAUUUUUGAAUUGUGCCUGGAAUAUCUUUGGAAACGAUGUGGUUACAGCAUUUGACCUUUCAUCAUUUAAAAACAUUUGUGACAUUGGAGGAGGAUCAGGUGCCCUGGCCACCAAAAUAAUCUCAGUAUAUCCAGAGUCAAGAGUAACAAUCUUUGAUUUACCAAAGAUGAUCCAGGGAGCAAAACAGUGCAACCUGCAUGUUAAAGAUCCUAGAAUUUAUUUUCAGGAAGGAGACUUUUUUCAGGAUCCCAUUCCAUCAGCAGAUCUGUACAUCUUAGCACGAGUUAUCCAUGUGUUACCCAAAGAGAAGUGCACUGAACUUCUAAGGAAGGUUUACGAGGCAUGUAACCCUGGAGGCGCUGUUCUUUUGGUUGAAUGCAUCUUGAAAGAAAGCAUUGAUGCACUCUUGGUGAAUCUUCUUAACUUCAUAAUGUUUCUUAUAUCAAAAGGAGGGGAAUACACAGAAGAAGAGAUGACCGUCCUCCUAGAAAAUGCAGGAUUUCAAGAUGUUGAAAUUAAGAUUACAGGAACAUACUUUGAUGUUAUAAUAGGCAGAAAAGCAUUUAAGUGAGUUUUGGGUAACACAUGUUUGUAUUAUAAUAAAAUGUAUUCCUGAAAUUGAAAUUACUUAAAAAAAUGUUUGUGAAUGUAUUUUUAUUUUUCAUGUCUUCUCAUGUUUACUGCAUUUUUGUAGAGUUUAAUUUACAUUUCAGUGUGGGAAAUCUGUCACAGUUUGAAUUUGUUUUGACAUUUUAUUGCAUUCUUUCACUGCCUGACUUGUAUGUAUGUUUUGGAUUUCAUAAUAAAAUUUGCUCAAUU
Protopterus annectens (West African lungfish) is the source of this 1314-nucleotide messenger RNA. RefSeq names its product acetylserotonin O-methyltransferase-like. The record is from RefSeq and is a predicted model, not a curated record. NCBI's taxonomy places the organism in Eukaryota, Metazoa, Chordata, Ceratodontiformes, Protopteridae. The transcript is spliced from 8 exons. Bases 23 to 1066 code for a protein of 347 amino acids. Gene Ontology annotation, biological process: melatonin biosynthetic process; methylation. Gene Ontology annotation, molecular function: acetylserotonin O-methyltransferase activity.